AUAAUCGUCUAUGUCAAAGUCUAAUAAGUAAACAAUGACCUCGCGACUCCAUGACAUAUGAAGAAUACACAACAACACAGGUAUAACCCAGCGACUGCGCUCACGUUUUGUUUUUCACCUGUUCGCGAGUCACAGCAUUCGUUGAUCCGUAUACCGCGGAGGUGGUCACCUAAUUCUCGCGCCUACUAUCUGGAUCUAUCUGCUUCUGCCUCUUUUUUAUUCAACUGAUAAUCAUCUUUAUCAAUACCGACGUAGUGAAGUUAGGCGUGAGUGUUUGUAUGUGCUUAUGUGGUUAAACAAGCACGUGCCUUUUUACUAUUUAUGUUUUGCGGUUCUGUGAUUUAACCCGGGAAACUUUCAAUUUUGGUGAAUAUUAUCUACUAACUUUUCACAGACAGAAUUUUGAUUGUGUUGUGCUGCAAGAAAUAAAAAAAAAACAAUUGGUGCUGUAAUGAUUUAUUAUGAAUAUCACUGUUGUUUGCGUUAGUUAUUUCAGUUAUAAAUUAGGUAUAUUUGAAUUUUGUGGAAAUAUGUGCUCCAAUAAAUGUACAUCAUUCUUCGCGACCAACGGCGAAAAAGCAAUGUCGACCGAAACGGAGGGGACGAAUGGUGAAUCGCUUCAAAGCCUUCUCAACGAUACUGAUUCUGAAUUGUCCGAUUUAUCACACUUAGAUGCCCCAAGCGAGAGUUUAUACAUGAUCGGGGGAGUAUGUGUUGCUAUGUUUAUGGUUGGACUCAUCAUCGUCCUAUUGGCAGUUACCAUAAGCAAACUCAGGAAGAGGGAGGAACACAACAAUAGUGUUCAUCCAACAGAUGUUGUUCUGCAAACUACACCGAAUGCAACCCAACUAAAUCAUCAGAAUUCUUUACCUCAUGUUCUUCAAUCAGACUUAACGUACCGAGGACAAUUCUUAUGGACGCAACCACCUCCUCCAGCCACUCAAUACCUGUACAACCACAACCAGGAAACGCUUGUACAAAAUUCGGUGGAUCGUCCAGGUUUUGUUCGAGGCUUCAGGAAGAAUCUUGGAGGAAAAUGGAGACGUCUCGUAAAAAGGAAGCCCCCUCAAGAAGUAUAUACCAUUCCAGCUGAGUUAAAACCUCAACUCAAACAAAUAUAUGUUUACUAGCCUUAAUACAUCCCGAUUGGCUGUCGAAUAGUCAAUUGGAUUCAGGCCCGGCUGAUGCGGAUGCCUUCCUUAAUGAGACUGAUUUUGAGAAACUAUUAUUACUCCUCACGUUAAAGUAGAUAGUAAUUUUAGUUGUCCUAUGUAAAUAUUUGACUAAAGGUUGUAAUAUUUACGCCAUAAAGAAUAGUAAGAUGUUUUAUUGAGUAGAACAACCUCCUUAUUAUACGGAGGAUUAUGUUAAUACUUUUAUUUAGUUUAACUCCGAAAAAAACGCUUUUUGUAGUAAAUACUUUCAUAGAUGUAAGUUGUAAAAGAGUUGGCCAAAAAAACACUACAUUUAUUUAUUUCAAACGAGUUUUGAACUAAAUAUGGUUCAAAAGUUAACGUCUAGUAAAUGGAUAGAAGUUUUACACAGCCAAAAAAUUUCGCUCAUAUUGAGCAGACAUUCUUGAAUGUUGUGAUGUCCGUAGAGUUUAAACAUUCUCGAAUAUCGAUAAUAUGCAUAAUUUGCGCUAUCAAACAAGUAAUCAAAUAAAUUACAUAGCUUUUUGAGAUUGUCCAAGUCUUUCUCAAUACUAGUCAAUUUGAUAAUUAUUACAACAGCUUGUAUCCACAAUGCAAAUAUUAAAUCAAUUUUUAAAUUAUUAUAUCACUCAGUAUUAUGGUUUCUAAGUUAUUGUUUGAAAAAAUGCAUAUCAAAAGCCAUCAUUGAGCAACGAUGUUACUGCUACCAUAAAUAAUAUUAUACAAAAUAUUGUGAUAAAAAUGUCUGGUUAAACAUUUACUUCUUGUAAACAAAUCAACUUUAAGCACAAAAAUCAAGAUAGCAAACUCAAUAAGUUACCUUUUGUAUCAAGCCAUUUUGUUUUUCAAUAAAUAAUUAAAUUGUAUAGCAAUAAUAGAGAUGAUGUAAAUAAACCGUGCAAUAAAUUGUUAAUUUUUGAAAUGAU
Diorhabda sublineata is the source of this 2080-nucleotide messenger RNA. RefSeq lists its product as uncharacterized. The transcript has 6 exons. NCBI's taxonomy places the organism in Eukaryota, Metazoa, Arthropoda, Insecta, Coleoptera, Chrysomelidae. The record is from RefSeq and is a predicted model, not a curated record. Bases 462 to 1130 code for a protein of 222 amino acids.